This is a messenger RNA of Suricata suricatta (meerkat), 339 nucleotides long. It is a transcript of the gene DEFB114, whose product is annotated as defensin beta 114. Gene Ontology annotation, biological process: defense response to bacterium; innate immune response; cell chemotaxis. The record is from RefSeq and is a predicted model, not a curated record. Gene Ontology annotation, cellular component: extracellular region. Bases 37 to 240 code for a protein of 67 amino acids. Lineage: Eukaryota; Metazoa; Chordata; Mammalia; Carnivora; Herpestidae. The transcript is spliced from 2 exons. Gene Ontology annotation, molecular function: chemoattractant activity; CCR6 chemokine receptor binding.
UUGUUACCAAAUCUUUCAGCAACUUCCUUCUGCAAAAUGAAGAUCUUUUACUAUCUCCUCCAUUUUCUGUGUUAUGUGUCCUUCAUUCUACCAGCCACAUGUACCUUGGUGGAUCCUAAUCGGUGCUCACAACAAUUUGGUUACUGUAGAAGACACUGCUUUAAAAAUGAAAAGCAAGUUGAUAUAUGUCUCUCACCAAGUAAAAUUUGCUGCGUUGAGAGGUUGUUUGAAGAAGACUAAUCUUGAAGAUGUACCUGUGACCAAAGAAGUUCAUACACCAGUGUAGAGAGGUAUAGGAAUAUAAUCAGAAUUUCUGUAAUAAAGAAAUACAUAAGCCAA